Messenger RNA from Diospyros lotus (date-plum), 2175 nucleotides. RefSeq lists its product as uncharacterized. The transcript is spliced from 10 exons. The coding region runs from base 231 to 2135 and encodes 634 amino acids. Lineage: Eukaryota; Viridiplantae; Streptophyta; Magnoliopsida; Ericales; Ebenaceae. The record is from RefSeq and is a predicted model, not a curated record. Gene Ontology annotation, molecular function: zinc ion binding.
ACGACGGAGCCGUAUACAAAGGUUGAAAGGUACAACUCGAUUCAGCACAAAACCAGCUGAAAGCCAAAACCCCACACCGAUUGGAGAGAAACCAAGAACACGAAGUCGGAAAACUCUCCAUUGCAGAAGCUUAAUCGUUUCUGCAGAGACAUCAACUCGCGUUGUUGCUGAAUUCGCUCGAACCCUAGCUUCGCUUUGACCCUAUCGCGUGUCUUUGCACUGCCAUUACGAUGGUACCAAGCGAUGGAGAUCCUGUGAUGGGAAAGAGAAAGGGGGAAGAGUUGAUUGCUCCUGAGGGCAAUAAGAAAAAGAAGAAGAAGCAAAUUUCCACACCCCGUCCCGCUUGCUCCUGGGUGCAUUUUAGCCGCGAGUUUAUCAAAGAGUAUAGUGCUUCCCAUCCUGAAUCUUCGGGCUUGAAAGCUGCCACAAAAGCAGCCUCUGAUGCAUGGAAGUCAAUGAGUGUUGAGGAAAAAGCUAAAUACACUAGGCGUGCCCGUGAAGUGUGGGAUAACUACUUAAGCAGUGCACCUGCCCGUGUCCCGAAACCAAGAAGACAGGCCAAACUAAUCACCAGGUGCUCUCCUGGCCGUUUAUUCAAUGUGAUGCAACGUUUUACCCCGGAUCAAAAAGCUGCGGUAGGAAGUAUGGGAUUUGGCAGCCUUCUCAGACUCAGAUGCCGAACCCUGCGAAGGAGUUUGUGUCUUUGGCUCUUGGAGAGGUUCAAUACUGUGCGAAGUAGCUUGAAUAUUUGCGGUGAGCGCAUCCCUUUAUCACCACAUGAUGUGGAACUUGUGCUGGGACUAGCAGCAAGUGGGAAAGAUGUUGUGAACUCGGGCCCUGAUGACCUAAUUGCAGAAUUACGUCAAAGUUACAAUGCUUCGAAUCGGGGGAUCUCCCUCCGUCUCCUAGAAGACAGGUUGGCAGUUCCAGAAGCAGGGGAUGAUUUUAAGAGGUCAUUUAUUCUCUAUGCAUUGGGCACUCUUCUGUGCCCCACUGCAAGGCUGGAUGUAAGCCCUUCUUUCCUCCAUUUCUUGACAAAUAUGGAUGUCAUCCAUCAGUAUAACUGGGGUCAAUUCUUACUUGAUCGGCUAGUUCGAGAGGUGUCACGAUUUAGGCAAGGGAAGCAACGUGCAGUUGGUGGCUGUCUUUUAUUUCUACAGCUUUUCUACUAUGAGAGAAUCUCUGUUGGAGGACCUUGCGAAUUUGUUCCUACUGUUAUUCCAUGCUUGUCCUCAUGGGGUGAGGAAGAAAUUACUGAGAGGGAGAAGCGAGAAAAGGAGCUUGGUGGUUAUGGACGUGGUGAGGUGAUCUACAAGGAGAGCAGCCAUGGGAUGGAGUUUGUGGCAGUGAAGUCUCAACUAGAUGAAAUGCCAGUGGGAAAAGUGGGCACCGCCAUUGAACAUGAUCUUGUCUUUGCUAUCGAGGGUAACCUGGCAAAAGAUGAUCAAGCAAAUGGAGAAAUUGGUAUGGGGGAGGCAAACGAGCAUCAGGUAGAUGAGGAAAUUGUUGCAAUGGAGGCAAAUCUGCCAGCUGAUCUUGAUGAAGGAAAUGCGGUCUGUGAGGAUGUUGCGGAAGUUGUUGAACCAGUUGGAGCACUCUGCCGAAACCAUGAGUCUGGUUGCACAGAAACAGUGGAUUAUAUGGAGAAAAGUAACCAUGAAGAAACAUGUAUAUUUGCACCAUGUGGAUGUCCCCUUCAGGAUUGCGGUUUUGUUGGUUCAUCUGAGCAGUUGUCACUACACUUCAGUGGUAAACAUUGGGAUUCUGGAAGGCGUUUCCGGUACAACUGCCCUUUGCCCGUAUCCAUACACAAAGAUGAACAGUUCCUUGUUCUUCAAGCAGAGGAAGAUGGUCUCCUUUUUCUCCUCAACAAGGGGAUUGAAAAUAUCGGGUGGACGCUGAUGAUAACUUGUAUAGCUCCAAGCUCCUCAAAGGACCAGUUCUUCUAUGAUCUUGUUUUGGAAAGAGGCAUCAGCUCUCUUAGACUGAAAUCAUGGACCCAAAAUUUUCUGGGGAGAGUGGAAGUUAUGCCUCCCAUAGAUUUUCUUCUGAUUCCAUUUGGUUAUCUUAAUUCAUCAGGGCAGCUGAAUAUGGAGGUUUGUAUAUGGAAUUCAACAGAACUUGCUGCUGAUUAACCCUUCAUUUUGAACAUUAUGGGAAGACUUAUUUAUUGUA